AUGGUCUAUGUCUACAGGCUCGCAACUCCGGCCAUCGCUGCGCAGCUGCCCUUCCAGGAGAAGCACAUGGAGAACUUUUUCACGCCGAUCAACGAAGGACUUCAGCGUGUCGGUGCCAGCCAAUUCUGCUCGCGGGACGUCCGAAGCGAGCUCGGGGGAUCGCAGUCGUACGACGUGGAGCGCAUCGUCGACCGCCAACCCGCCCAAGACCCCGUCAAGGUGGGGCAAAUUUCCGACCUUCGAGAGCGCCUCAACCUCUUGCAACCGCCGCCACCCGCCACGGACCUCGACGAAGGAUGCGAGAAUGGCCGUGAGGGAGGAUCCCUCGUCGACACCAGCAUGUGGGCGCGCACCUCUCUGGAGGAUUUCUUGUCCCUGACCCAAGAUGUUCCUACCUCUGCGAUCUUCGCCGUGCGGUACAAGCUUACCCCCAAUCGGCCGAGCCACCUGAUGGUUUUCGGCCCCGGGGACUUUCACUUGUGCUCAUGCUUACGGCUCCUGCAGCACGGCCUACCGUGCAGACACUACUUCGCAGUUCUUCUUAGCUUCAUCGGCGAGAAGGACUUGCCUGGGUCUGGCCACACCUUUAACGUCGCGUGUGUGCACAACCGCUGGAGACAGGCGCCCGACGUGGACGACAAGCCUUGGAGCGUCUCAUUCGUGUUGGGAUCAACAGGGCACGGCGGCGGCUGGGACGGGCUUCACGACAACGACGAUGACGUCGCCCCUAUUUAUGACAACAAUGGCGACAUGGAUGGCGCGCUUCCCCAGGAUGCGAGAAAGGUAGCCGAUCAGCGCCGAGCGUUUGCCACCAUGAUGGCAAAGAGUAAGGAAAAUGUCAGCGAGAUAUUGAGGUCGGUCAACACCGCCGAGGCCCUAGAGAUCCAGAGAGCGGUCGACGAGUGUGUUAAGUUCCAACUGACUAAGAGGCUAGGCAUGCUCGACGGUACUGCAAUAGGUCCCGGCAAUCCAGAGAUGGCCCCUAAGAAGGGGAGGCCGAAGGGUUCAACAAAGCAAGCUACCGGUACCAUCGGCCAAAGUAAAGCUAGAAGCAGAAACCCUGAGGGACAGAUGGGCACAACUCUUAAAAAGACAAGGUUCAGGGAUUCGUACGGGCCUGGGUCUGGACGUGGGAGGAGAGCGAGGGGGGAUGGACAAUCGGCGAGUGGAAACGCCUCGUAG
This is a messenger RNA of Ectocarpus sp. CCAP 1310/34, 1182 nucleotides long. NCBI's taxonomy places the organism in Eukaryota, Phaeophyceae, Ectocarpales, Ectocarpaceae. The record is from the annotation of a GenBank genome assembly.